This is a messenger RNA of Penicillium malachiteum, 2319 nucleotides long. RefSeq names its product chitin synthase D (gene chsD). Gene Ontology annotation, cellular component: cell septum; cell periphery. The record is from RefSeq and is a predicted model, not a curated record. Gene Ontology annotation, molecular function: chitin synthase activity. Lineage: Eukaryota; Fungi; Ascomycota; Eurotiomycetes; Eurotiales; Aspergillaceae. Bases 1 to 2319 code for a protein of 772 amino acids. The transcript is spliced from 3 exons.
AUGGCAAGCGAUUACGAUCCUGGGAUGGCAACAUACAGAUGGCCAACAAGAGAUAUUAUCUACAUCGCCGUCGUUGGACCGUUCAUGCUCGCAGCGGCAUUGGAAUGGGUACUAUGGCUAGCAGCAUUUCUUUACUGCCUUUUCAAAGUGUAUCAAAAAGCAGAUCAUUGGAGCAUCAAAGUCCUCGCUGUGAUCAUGACAUUUCUUUUCUCCGUGUUAAGGCUUGCUUUUCUUCCAGUCAUGGUAUUUACUUUACCACUUCCACCUCAAGCGACCCAGUAUUUCCCAGCCAAAGUAUCAAACUAUUUCCAAUGGUUCGCCUUCUGGUCCUUCUCCGUCCUGCUCAUCGGUCCCUGGCUUUUCUGCGUAUACAGAUUGGUUACCCACUCCCUCGGACGAUCAAAAAGAAUCAAGGAAGCGCUUGAUGAUAGGACAGCUCCAAAGACAGUGGUUGUGAUGCCCGUAUACAAAGAGGAUGCUGCGGUUUUAAUCAAAGCAAUUGACUCGGUUAUUGAUUGCGACUACCCGGCAUACUGUAUCCAUGUUUUCCUUUCUUGGGAUGGAGACACAGUAGAUGAGUCCUACCUUCAAGUUAUUCGACAUCUUGGUAUUCCCAUAUCCCUGAGGAUCUAUCCACAGAGCAUUGAUGUUUGUUACAAGGGCGCUCGGAUCACGGUCUCUCGUUUUAAACAUGGAGGCAAAAGACAUUGCCAGAAGCAAACUUUCAAGCUUGUCGACAAGGUAUACAAGGAGUAUCUGAAAACACAUGAUGAUCUUUUCGUGCUAUUCAUUGACUCUGACUGUAUUCUUGACCGGGUUUGCCUGCAAAAUUUCAUGUACGACAUGGAACUCAAGCCCGGUAGCAAGCGUAAUAUGCUGGCGAUGACGGGCAUUAUCACGUCCACCACGAACAGAAACACGCUUCUCACGAUCCUCCAAGACAUGGAGUACAUCCACGGCCAGCUUUUCGAGCGUUCGGUGGAGUCUGGAUGUGGUGCUGUGACCUGCCUCCCGGGUGCGUUGACAAUCUUGCGUUUUUCAGCAUUCCGCAAAAUGGCCAAAUACUACUUCGCCGAUAAGGCUGAGCAAUGCGACGAUCUCUUUGAUUUUGGAAAGUGCCAUCUCGGCGAAGAUCGCUGGCUCACUCACCUGUUCAUGAUUGGGGCGAAAGAGCCAUAUCAAAUCCAGAUGUGUACCGGUGCCUUUUGCAAAACCGAGGCUGUACAGACAUUCAGCAGUCUCUUGAAGCAAAGGCGCCGUUGGUUCUUAGGCUUCAUCACCAAUGAAGUAUGCAUGAUUACCGAUGUUAGGCUCUGGAAACGCUAUCCCCUCUUAUGCUUGGUUCGCUUCAUGCAAAACACCAUUCGAACCACAACUCUUCUCUUCUUCAUUAUGGUUAUUUCAUUAAUCACGACCUCCAAGCGGGUCGCUGAUCUGCCAGUUGGGUUCAUUGCGGUUUCGCUUGGGUUGAAUUACUUGCUGAUGUUUUAUUUUGGGCUUUGCCUCAAGCGCUACAAAGCAUGGUUGUAUCCACUCAUGUUCAUUCUUAAUCCUUUCUUCAACUGGGUUUACAUGAUGUAUGGAAUUUUCACCGCCGGACAGCGGACCUGGGGAGGACCGCGUGCUGAUGCCGCCGCCGCCGAUGAUGAAACCACACCCGGCGAAGCAGUCGAGAUAGCCAAGGAACAAGGAGACGAAUUCAAUGUGAAUUUUGAUACUUUCCGCAAUGGUCUUGUACGACGGCGCUCUGUGCCGGUUCGUCCAUCAAGUCAAGUUGAGGGGCGCUUUGCACCUGCUGAGCAGUUGCUCGAUGGUUUCUACGUGAACACUCACGCGGUCAAUCCUGCGAUGACUCGACAACCAGAUGUAUUGCCGAGUCUUCCCCAGUUUAAGCCCCCUCGGGCCUUUAGAGACUCAAUGGAGUCGGUAUUUUCAGGGUCUUCUGCUGGUGGUUCAAACACAGUAUUGACACCUCACAAUGUCGAGAACCUAAUGAACGAAGAAGAUCAACGUAAGUUUCACUAUGCUCAUCAAGCGCAGGCAUCAAACAGUGUGUCAAUCAUGGAAGGGUCAGAGAAAGAUAUCGGUCCAAACUAUGGCGAGAGUUGGCCCACUCACCCAGAGCCUGUCCUUGAAAUCCCCGGCAGCUUCAACGCACCUACUCUCCAUGAUGUCCAUCCUUAUUCUGAGCGGCAGUGGAGGUCGGAUACAGCCUAUUCAUCUGACCCCCAUGAUAAUGUGGAGCUUCAACGACCAACAUGGCGGGUACAAUAUCCGAGACAUCACCGUGCCUUUCAAACACCUGGUGGGAUAGUCUAA